Molecule: messenger RNA, 1615 nt
Organism: Lates calcarifer (barramundi perch)
Lineage: Eukaryota; Metazoa; Chordata; Actinopteri; Centropomidae
Product: myeloid cell surface antigen CD33
Exons: 9
Coding region: 184-1104 (306 amino acids)
Source: RefSeq, a predicted model, not a curated record
CUCUGGCCCACACAUGACACAGAAACCUUUUUUUUUUUUUUUUUUUAAUUGCACACAGUGCCUUUCAUUUACCCUUUCAGUUCAUGUCUUUAUGCACUGAACUCCACACUUGGAGAUACAAACAGAUGUGAUCAGCCAGACACCAGCAAAAUCAGAACCACAGCAACAAAACCUCAGAGAAGUAUGGACAAAGAGAGAGAGAUGAUGAUGUUGUGUCUGCUUUUGGCAGCUAUUUGCAGCCCUGUGCUUAGUGAAUCAUGGAAGGCCACUGUUGUGAAAAAUCUUGACGUCUUGGUUUCAUCGUGUGUUGUGGUGCCCUGUUCAUUCAGCCAUCCCAAAGAAAAGCUGCCCACCUCCAGACUCAGAGGGAUCUGGCAUCGUUCAGACAAAAGAGAUGAAAUAAUCUACUACGAGGAUAAGACAAGAGUCUUGGAAAACUUUAGGGGCCGCACACAGAUGUUGGGAGAUUUGGGUCAGAACAACUGCACCUUAGAAAUAGUUGAAAUUAAAAAUCAUGAUAAUGGCCCUUUCUGUUUCCGGAUUGAACUAGCACGAACAGAGACUGACACAGAGACCAAAGACAAGUUCUCCUUUGUUGAGGAUUGUGUCGAGCUGAAUAUGCUCCCUGGACCACCAAAGCCUAAACUGGUUCACCUACAGACAGGCACUGAGGGACAUCCGUACAUUGUCACCUGUUCAGUCACCCACACCUGUCCUUCUCAUCCACCUACACUCACAUGGAGUAGGAGCACCAGAGAUGGGCUCAUUGAGGAUCACAGAGAAAUUCAUUCUGGCUUCUGGGAGACUCAGUCCAUCCUGACGUUUAUUCCUGAGGUGAAGGAUGAUCACAGUGAAAUCACCUGCACAGCUGAGUUUCAUAAACAGCAGACAUCCUCUGCAACAAUGAAAGUCUAUGUCAAACGAUCAGAAAACUAUAACCACAUCAUCAUUCCCGCUGUGGUGGGGGUUGCUACUGCCGUGAUCUUUGGAGUCUUCUGCAUUUUCAUGGUGAAAAAAUACAAGAGUCGCAUUGCAGAGCUCCAAAAUCAAGAGGGCACCAUGUGGAACCGGCUUUCCAGACUGUCCCGCAGGAACAGAGUUUGAAGAAAUGAAGUCAAGAGACAAAUCAUUUGCUGUGGAGUUGAUACUUGCUUUUGUCUUAUUUACAUAUCAGCAUCAGAAGAUAGCAUUUCCUUAAUAGCAACAUUAAAAAAAUAUAUAAAAUUAUGUUAACAAAGCUUGAAUAUUUUAGCACACUGAAAAAUAAAAUCUUGUACUACCUAUAAAGUCUUUGGAGGUCACUAGAGAAGUUGUGAACGACAAAUAAUCCUUCAUCAGUAUUUUCUUGGGUUUGUUUUGUCAUCACACAAAUUCACCUUAUAAGGAGAAAUCACCACUUUUAGUUGUUCUCAAGGACUUUAUCCACCAUACACUGGCAUAAAGGCACUCUCAGCUGAUAAUUACAGCCAGUGAUGACAGGAUGUGCUGUCCUGCUGUAUGUGAAUGUGUGAUUUCUGCUUGAAACUUUAGGAGCUAAUCUACAAGUGUGUAAAUCUGUGAAUGGAGAGAAGAAUGUUAAAACUGUAUCUCCAUCGCAGUAAAAAAAAAAAGUAAA